Messenger RNA from Falco peregrinus (peregrine falcon), 7957 nucleotides. RefSeq names its product zinc finger CCHC-type containing 24 (gene ZCCHC24). Bases 618 to 1409 code for a protein of 263 amino acids. The transcript is spliced from 5 exons. Gene Ontology annotation, molecular function: nucleic acid binding; zinc ion binding. The record is from RefSeq and is a predicted model, not a curated record. Lineage: Eukaryota; Metazoa; Chordata; Aves; Falconiformes; Falconidae.
UUGCAGGAAGGAGGAAAGGGCAGGCGGGCCAGCCGCCAGCCGCCCGGGGAGACCCCGGCCAGCCGCCCGGGCCCUCCGCCGGGACACGGGCACCCGCACCCCCACGCGUGCAGGGACAGGGACACGGGCGCAGCCACACACCCCCGCGGGGCGGGGCGGAGCGGCGCCGGGACGCCAGGGCAUCCAGCGGCGCGGCCGCCCCCCGCUCCCCCGCGGCGGGCGGGAGGCCUAUGGGGGCGCGGCGCCGCUGCCCCAGCGCCGGCAGCCCCUCCCCGCCGCUGCCUGCGGGAGUGGGAAUAAAGACAGAUAGCGGGGCAGGCACCGGCCGGGCGGGGAGGGAGAGCGCGGAAAGUUUCCGUCGGAGCCCGCGGGCGGCGGCAGCGAUGCCCGUGCUGCGCGGAGCGCUGGGGCUGGGCGGGCGCCGCCGGCCUUAGGGGGAAGCGAGAGCGGCGCGGGGCCCGGCAGCGAGCCCCCGGCCCGGCCCGGCCCGGCCUCCCCUCUCCUCCGGGCGGCCAGGAGGAAGCGCCCCGGGCAGGGACGGGAAAGCGGCGCCGGCCGGAGCGCGGGGAGGGGGAGCGGCACCGCGGGGACCGCCGCCGGCAGAGCCCGGGGGAAAGAUGAGCUUGUUGUCAGCCAUCGACACCAGCGCCGCGUCCGUCUACCAGCCCGCCCAGCUCCUCAACUGGGUCUAUCUCUCGCUGCAAGACACGCACCAGGCCAGCGCCUUCGAUGCCUUCAGACCCGAGCCCUCCUCGUCCCAGCACCCCGACCUCGGCUACACCAAGAGCACCCCGGAGCUGGGCUCCUCGCUCAGCUCCAGCUAUCUCAACAGCUUCUUCCAGCUCCAGCGGAGCGAGGCUCUGAGCAGCAGUCUGUACAAGAGCGCAUCCCCUUAUGGCUCUCUUAAUAACAUUGUGGAUGGGUUAAGCUCCCUCACUGAGCAUUUCUCUGACCUAUCCCUUUCUUCAGAAGCAAGAAAACCCAGCAAGAGGCCACCUCCUAAUUACCUGUGCCACCUCUGCUUUAACAAGGGACACUACAUCAAAGACUGCCCACAGGCUCGUCCAAAAGGAGAAGGCCUGACACCAUACCAGGGCAAGAAACGCUGCUUUGGUGAAUAUAAGUGCCCCAAAUGCAAGAGAAAAUGGAUGAGUGGAAACUCCUGGGCUAACAUGGGACAAGAAUGUAUCAAGUGCCACAUUAAUGUUUAUCCUCACAAACAGCUAUCCAGAAAGCUGGAAAACCCUUCUAUUCUCUGGAUUAUAAGCUCUUCUUGCAGCAUUCCACAGCAAAAAAAUAAGUUUCAAAUGUCUGUUCUUCCUGUCCACAGGGUCUCAGAGACCCCUGGAGAAGCCGGACGGCCUGGAUGUUUCAGAUCAGAGCAAAGAACAUCCCCAGCAUCUGUGUGAGAAGUGCAAAGUUUUGGGCUACUACUGCCGCCGUGUGCAAUAAACCUUCGAAGUGGCCUCUUCCCGUCCCCAUCGUCCUUAAAGAUCCUCUGGCAGCAUGCGAUCAACAGCAACACAACAAAUCAAGAUAAAAGCUAAAAUAAUUGCCAAUAUUGCCUACCUAAUAAUAAGCCUUACCAUUAAUAGAAUGUAACAUUUCUCCUGUGCAUGCACAUACAUGCAACAGGUAUUUACAGGACUACAAUUUGUAUACAUACAUAUAUAUGUGAAUUUAUAUAUAUGUACACACACAUAUAUAAAGUGUUACUGAUAGCGUUCACAACAGAACCAUGGUUGCAGGUUCUGCUGAUUGUUUACACAGACCCUAUAUCAAGGCCAGGUGAAAUGAAGUACUAUUCAACAGGCAAGGUAUAAUAUUCACAAGGAAUAUAUGUUACAUGUAUGGCUUUUGCAGAGGUUAAAUAACUGUGGGGCCACCAAUUGCAAGCACUCACCCACAACAUGAACAUUAUUCCUAUUAUAUGACAAGAUAAAGGAAGAUGAAACAAGCGAUAGCAUAAAAGAAGGAAAAAUACUGUUUUCCCGGUUUUAGAAAGUCUGAGUUUUGCGCUACUGAUUUCUUGGACUUUUUCUGUUUGUUACCAUUGCUUGGGCAGGGCUUAGGCAAAAUCGUUUUUGCAGGAUGUGGCAAAAAAAAGUGGAUAAUUGUUUGAGGGUGUGGGUUGGGUAGAAAGGGAAUGCCAUAAUGGAACCCAGAGCAUCAGGAAGCAUUCCAAGAGGAUUUUGGAGGAGACAAAAUUGGCUUGCUUGAGUGACUAACAGAUCCUUCUCUUGUCAUAUAAUCCCACUAAAAUGGUCCCUGCAUGUGUAUGGGUCAUUCAUUAGGCCACAAGCACACUAAAUUUACUGUGAAUAAGGGGGGAUAAGAAUACUUACAACUGUCCUGGAAACCCUUAAUUGAAAGAUUAGCCAAACUUACUAUUUAUAAAAGUUUUAAAGCCACUUCCAGGAACUAUUUUUAUGUCCUGUUUUCUACUGUACAAAUUUGUUAUAAUAUAAAACUUGUUAGCCAUAGGGGUGUUUUGAGGCACGAAGAACACUCUAUAUUACCUUCCCUCUUUAUGUCUUCCUGAAGCACCUACAUACCUGAGGAGAAAUGUAGGAGUUCUAUUUCAUUGCCCCAUUUCAGGUUGAACUUUGUGCAGGGACAUCCUGCUGCAAAGCAGUAUCUCAUCAGGGACUGGGAAAUAUCGUGAACUGAAUGUACCUCGAGAUAGUAUCCUGCUUGUAUGGCUCCACAAGAGUACAUUGGCAAAAGGACACAACAAGCAAUUCACUUGCAGCAUUCACUAAAAAAAUUACAGGGAUACCCUUAGUUUGAGGGGGUUUUAUUCAACUAUUUUUAUUUUUAUGAAGUUUCCUUUAGAGAGACUGAUUUGUGUAAAUGAUACUUUGUGGAAAUACUUUAAACCCUAAAUAACUUGAUAUGAAUUGAAUUUGGUUUUGGGAUUAAUUCCGUAACACUAAGACAGAGGGAGUUUUAUGCCAAGUGAUAGCAGGAUGUUACCAGUACGUACAGUCAAGCUCUUGUAAAGCAAACUGAACAUUUAGAGUUUUCAGAGCAUUCGUAUAGAAAAUGUGAAGCUCUUUACCAAUUUGCUCUAGGGUGAAACUUUAGCCAUUUCCCUGCUUCGCAAUAAACAGGGCAAAAUUGUUUCUGCUUACUCUGGUGGUAGCACCAUGUACUUAUCUUGCAAAACCCCAAGUGACCCAGCCUACUGCUCAGAGCAAUGGAUAAACAGUGGGACUCCUGGCUUCUGACCACGGCUCUUUCAUUAGCUCCCUGAUUCUGAGCGAGUCACAAGAUCCUUCUGGACCUCAGCUUCCCCAGCUGCAAAAUGGGGAUAAUAAUACUUUCAUUACCUACCUCACAGGAGAGUUGUGAGGCUUACUUAAUAUCUUUAAGUGCUUUGUCAUCACUGGAUGAAAAGUGCUAUGUAAUGCUGAAAUAGUAUUAACUAAAUUAAUUAUUUUGAAACCAGUUUUGCCCAGUUGGCAAUUCCAUUAACUAAAAUAGCUAAAAACAAUAUUAUUGAAGGUUAACACUAAUAACAGUUCAGUUGCCUCAGUGAGGAUACAGUUUUAGCGUUUUCAAAUGGAAACGCAUUCUUUUACACAGACUCAGAAAUUACCUUGGAGGCAAACGCUCUAAACAAGGAUACUAAUCUGCCCAUACCAAUAAGAACAAAAAAAAAUACACAGCCAGAUCUAGGGGUGGAUUUUCAAAGCCUGACCUCUAGCAUUAAUCUUGAUAGUUUGUUUCAAGCAUGAGUAAUUUUGGAAGAGCUGCGUACUAAAUGAUUAUUUUUUCCCUCUGGAGCACUUAAUAUAGUACGGGGGGCGGGGGCAGUGGGGGAAUCACCUUGAUGCUUCACAUCCAGCUAAAGGACAUGUAGAGAAACCCCCUUAGAUGAAGAUAAGGGAAAAUAUUAUUUUAUUUUCUCCUGAAAUUAAGGUGUUACCAACCAUUUUUUUCUGUGUUGAAAUAAUUUCCAUCUUAUGAUAACCACUAGAUGAGUAAAAUAGCACAUGCCUUGCUUUAGCUACAUCAAUAUACAGCACAUCACCAGGUUCUGAACAAGGCCCAACUAAAAGAUACCAUUAUAUGCAAUUGUCUCUAUUUUCAUGCCAAUGCCCUGUUAAAAAUUGUUUAUCCAGAUUCAACACUGUGGCAAUGCCUUCAGCUUAUGGAUUUUGAGGUUGUACUAAAAAUACACAUGAUCUACUUUAACACAAUUAAUGUCUGUAGGUAUAGAAUAAUAAUUCUUAAGAGCAUACUUAACCACAGUUCAAUAUUUAUACCAUUGAUACGUUCCUAGGCAGCAGAGAUGAAAUAUUUAAGUAAUUUUUAGCAUCUUUGAAAUAAUGAGCAGGAGAACAGAUUUUUCCCCUGCACUCAUGUUGGAGAAAAACAAACAAAGAACAAAACGCACAGAAAAGCAAGAUGCAACACUGCCGUAGUUUGUACUGCCGAACUCAGAGACUGCAAAUCCAUCCUGGUGCGGGAUGUGGAUGUGAUCAGGCCCUGGGCACCCCAGGGCUGGAAGCAGCUUGCUUGCCUUGCUAUCCCUGACAAAAGUGGGGUGAGGAGGGAGAGUGACUGGGGGUCCCUGGAGAGCAGCCACAACCCUCUCUCCCCUGCAGCCGCGGGCCUAAACUCCAGCUUCCCCUCAGCCGUGUGGGGCAUCCCCUUGUUUUCUGUCCUCACUGCACAGGGCUGAAACCUCGUUUCCCUAAUGAGCUGGUGCCUGGGAAGGCAGGAGCAGCAGGCUUGUGCGUGGGGAGUGCUCCUCUGUCUCUCCCUGCGUGAGGUUUGCUUGUAGGAUUAUAGCAUUCAGCUCUGGGCAUUUGCUUCAUGUUUGUCCGUAUGUAGUUUGUGGGUUGCUGUGCAUAAGUAAUGUACAAUAGCUCAUGACUGUUGGCUUUUAGUUAAUGGCACAGAUCAGAAAUUUCUUUAAUGUUGAUUUCAAAAAAGAAAAAAAAAGAUUGAUUGUAAGAUGUAGUUUUCUUCUCUUCCUCCCUCCCCAACCACAAUUCACCUGUAGACCUAACUAACUCUUUCCAAAUUGGAAAAACCUUAAAAAUUCAGAUUUUUUGACUUGUAAGAAAAUUAGUUGAUUUACCUUUUAGAUUUUUCCAGAUGCUUUCUGAUGUUUUUUUUUUAUCAGCUGUGCAUUUAGAACAUCACCUAGUAGUCCUCGAAGGCAUUUUUAGACAGUCUUACCAGAAGCAAAGUAAGCAUCAGUAAAAAGAUUUUUGAAUCAACACAGGCCUGCCUAAGCUGACUAUGCUUUAUGGGGGUACCUGAGAGAAAUUUGGCUCUGUGCAUUUAUUCGGCAAAUCAGGUUUUGAACCUCAGAUGUUUGCUGUUGCUUGCCUACCAAUCCAUCCAUCUUUUUUGCCCUCUUUGGAGAUUUUUAAACUUUCAUUUAUUCCUUAAAAAAAACAACCAACCACCAAAAAAACCCACCAAACUAAUCAUUUGUUCCCUCAGUCAGAACAUUUCACAUGGAAUUUGUCCUUGGCAUUGGCACUGCUCUGGAGAAAACUAUCAGUGAUUUGAAAUGCAUGGUGUACAUUUUUAGCUGCUUUAACUUGAUGUGGCUCCAACAAAGGUGUCAAGAAUACUUCAUUUAAUGGUGAAGAAGAAAAAUCCCUGUAGUUUAACGGGUGGCCCCAUUUUAGCCAGUUUCUACUGCUGCUACCAUGGACAUAAAAUGACACCACAUAAGCAAGUUUUGAGGCCUUUUUGUCUCAAAGUUGCUUCUUAAUUUCAGACAAAUACACAAGAGUAUAUAUUAUUUCUGAAAAUAGGUGUAUUUCAAAAGUUCCCCAUUAUAUGGGACUUAGCUUGUAAUCUAAAAAUGUGAAGUUACCUAUGUCUGAGAGAAGCCUUAUACCGAAAAGUAUUCUCUACAUUUUACCUUUUUGUAUGAUGUGAAAUUUAGAUUAUACACGGGUUCCAUACCUGUGACGGUCUAGCAGUUAUUCCAAAAAUGAAAGUACUUAAAUUAAAAGUUAAGAGCUUUUGUCAAUGUCAGACUUCAUAGAUUAGUUCUCUCUUCUGCAGUCACGUAGAAUUUUUUUUUUUCCUAGUAUGGAUCCUGAGAGCUGUCCACUGAACAGUAUGCGAUAAAUCAUCAACACGUGUUUUUCAAGUUAAGUGAAUUGACAUACAUUUUCCACUUGCCUUUGCCAACAUAUUUUAAAAUAUAUGAUGGAACUAUCCCCGUAACAACAAAAAAAAAAUCAUUCUUUAAGAUAUCACUCCACUCCCGAUUGGGCUUCAACCCGUCAUCUCUUUCCUAUCUGCAAAACCACUGCUGUCCAUUCAGUUUGCUAUGUUGCUGAAGUGCUCAGAGGGCUGUUUGAGAUCUUCAAUAUAGGGAUGAUGGUUUGUGUUUCUAGGAUAAAAUUCAAAGGGACAAUCGUGUGCAGUUACUAGCUAUAGAUGAUUGAUAUAAAUGUUUACCCCUGUAUGAAGUAUUUUACAGUUUUACUUGCAGAUGUGUAUUUAUCUUGAGUUAUACUUGACAUAGAGUUUCUUUCAAUUUUUUUUUAAUACUAUGUGUGUAUUUUGGAAACCUUUUUAGAUGUUAAAAUUUUUGAAUGGUUACAAAUAUUUCUUGUAAUACUGAAUUGUUUGUUAUCUUAUCUGGAAACUCUUUGCAGUAACUUUUUUGUAUAUAUUUGAGGGCCUUUUUAAAAAAAGUAUUGUUUGUUUUUUGGGAAAAGUUUUUUACAAUUUGGAAGCUUUCAGAAGGGCCUUCCUCUCAACUAGGAUACUAACAGAGGUAAGAGUUUUCUUAAUUAUUUUGCAGAACUAAGGAUGUAUCCUCAAGAAAAUAUUUAUGGAAGUAAUUUACUUUUUUUUUUUACAAUGCUUUUGUCUGUAUAAAGUAUGCAACAGAACUACAUUAAGAAGGAAAUAUUGUCUACAUAAAAUAUUAUAUGAAAGUUGGUACAUAAUUCUGACAAAAAACCUUGCAAUUCUUUAAGCCAUAUUGUUUUUGUUAUCCUUGGAUGAAAAUAUCAGUAUUAAGUAACCAGUAUAUUAUUCAAGUGCUUAGACUUAUAUGAAAAUGCUUAUACAGUUUAUUUAUGUGUAUUUGGGGAAGGAUUGCUAGAAAAAGCUAUCACUAGACAUAUAGCAAGUGAGGAGCAAGUAACAGUAUACUGUCACUUUAUGGCCUUGUGAGAGACACAGAAGAUGCUGAAAGCGCCACAGAGACUUGGCUUUCAGCAACUCCGAAGCACAAGCGUUGGGUUUCAAAUAGUGGUUCUUUCCCAUAACCAGAGGGGAAGAGAGUUGGUUGGGACGCUGUUUGACAACUUGACUUUCACAACUCUUUGCAGACUGUGAGCUCAGCUAUGCAGUUAUCGGCUACAGCAAUAAUAUCAAAGGACGUAAGAGAAAAGGAUUGAAGUAGUUUAUUGUAGAAGUGUAUGUUUAUUUUAAUUAGAACUCAUAGCAAUAUAGAAUAUGCAUGUGCACGUAUUUGAAGCAUUUUUACACUUUACAUUUCAUGUAGUUUGAUUAUAUUAUGAAGGAUUGGGGUUUUAGUUUGAUAUUUUACCAUGCUAAAAUGGGAGGUCUGCCCAACCCUGUACUGGAUUCUUGUUUCCUUUAAAAGGUUAUUUAGUACAGCACUCACUGCAUCGUGUACUAGUGCUAAAACUAACACUGUAUCUUAGGAAUUUCUUCAGCUUUAAAAAAAUUAACCUAAUUAUUAUUACAUUUGUUUAGCUGUACCCACUGACCUUGUCAGAUUCAGUUGGCGAUUUGUAUAAUUUCUUUUUCUGUAACUGUUAAUAAACUUGUACAGCUAAAACAAACAAACAAAAUCUAUGGACAAAGGCCUCAGAGGUGCCAGUUCUGCUUCAGCAAUCAAGAUGACAGCUUGUUCAUCUGGUGACUGUGUUGCUAAAGAGACUGUAAAACCUCUGUUGUGGAUUGUCCAUAAAAUGGCAUUCCGACAUGUGCCUUA